GGAGGACCCCUCCACUCUUCUGCUCUUGUCAGUCAACUAAUAACCGAAAUAGAAAAUGGCUGUAUGGCGUCAUCUGUCGGACAAAAAAAGAAAGUGAAUCCACAACACCACCAGAGGGCUCUGUCGUCCAAGUCAAAGACUCACCCGGCAAUCUUCGGCUCCGGAAGAUGCUUUUGGCAGGUCGCUGAUACUGUGUAACUGCACGUUUCCAAGUCACCAUGCCAGUAGAUGGAUUAGAGGACCAGGCCCCCUCCUCCCUGUCUGGGCCGGCCAGUGCUGCUCUCACUAGGACAGGUUCAGAGGAGAAUGGAGGCUCAGCACUUUUUUCUCAGGGCCCUGAGGCUGCGUCUCCCUGUACAGCUGUCAACGAGGCUGGGGAUGGCAAUUGUGGCGGUAAGAGGGCCGGAGCUUUGGUGCACAUCGACCGCCAGCGCAUCCAAGCGGCGUCGGCCAGUUCUGGGGCUGUCGAGUUGCUGGGUCUCGGCGUGGCCGUCUAUGACCAGGAUGUCCUGGAGCGAGGCGUCAUGCGGCAGGUAGACGAGGCCAUCCGGGAGGCCAGUCAGGGUGCUGCCAAAGCCGAGGCCAAGAAGGAGUACGAGAUGGUGCUGGAUGACGUCAGGUCUGUGACGUUAUCUCUGAAGCAUAUCAAUAAGAUCAUUGAGCAGCUAUCCCCUUAUGCAUCAUCGAGUAAAGACAUCAGCAGGAAGAUUGAAUCUGUCCAAAGGCAGAAAGAAAAUAAGGAGAAGCAAUUCAAAAAGGUUCAAGCCAAACAGAAGCGGCUUCAGGCUAUUUUGGGAGGCGAAGUUACCCAAAGGUUUGAAGAUGAGCUUUUGCCAGAGGAUGCCGAAGACGCAGAGCCUGGGCCUUCCACGCUGGGCAGCAUGCUCAUGCCAGCCCAGGAGACCGAGUGGGAGGCGCUGAUUCGGACAGGUCACAUGACACCUUUUGGUACGCGAAUCCCACAGGAGGAGGUGAAGAAGGAACCUCGCAAACUGAUGCUGGCCGAGAACUCUGCAUUUGACCAGUACCUGGCUGACCAGGCCAAGCUGGCGACCGAAAGGAAGAAGAGGACUCUUGUGAAGAAAAAGAGGAGCUCUGGUACUCAUGGGCCAGGAUCCAAAGGAACUGAAUCCUCUCCGAAGGAUAAGAAAAUGCGUAGGCGCAUGCAAAAGCUCCAGAUAACUGCUCUGAAGGCUCAUCCCAAGGCGAGACCAAAGAUUGAGCCACGAGCACCAAAACCAAAGAGAACACCUCAAAUUGAAGGCGACGAGGUCGACAGCGACGGCUCUGAGUACCUGCCGAGCGACGAAUGCUUUGAUCCUGACCAAGAGGAACGAGAUGCCAUAGAAGAAGGCUUUGGGGAAGAAGGUGACAAUGAUGAGUACGAGUUGAAAGCGUUCAAGAGGAAGAAUGAAGCAAAGGGCAGGAGGCCAGUCAAGAAACAGAAGAGUGUUGAUGAGUAUUCUGAUGAAAGUUCAGAUGAAGAGAAUGACGCCAAGAGUAAAGGAAAGAAAUGCAAAGAUGACGGGGAUGUGGACUGUUACAGACAGCGAAUAAGGAGGUGGAAGCGACGGCGUCUUAUAGAAAGGGAACAGAGGAGGGAAGGAGGUGAGGAGCUGACAGACGACAGCGACGCAGAGUUUGAUGAAGGCUUCAAGGUACCCGGGUUCCUCUGGAAGAAACUUUACAAGUACCAGCAGACUGGAGUGCGGUGGUUGUGGGAACUCCAUUGUCAGCAGGCAGGAGGCAUCCUGGGAGAUGAGAUGGGUUUGGGUAAAACCAUUCAGAUCAUCUGCUUCCUGGCUGGACUGAGCUACAGCAAGCUGAGGACCCGGGGAUCCAACUACAGGUAUGUUGGUCUGGGCCCCACCAUCAUUGUGUGUCCUGCUACGGUCAUGCACCAGUGGGUGAAGGAGUUCCACACCUGGUGGCCACCUUUUAGAGUCUCUGUUCUUCAUGAAACGGGCUCCUUCACCAGCAACAAGGAAAAGCUGAUUCCUGAGAUAGCAUCAUGUCACGGCAUCCUGAUAACCUCAUAUAGUGCAGUGAGGAAACUGCAGGACACACUGCAACGCUACGACUGGCACUACAUCAUCCUGGAUGAAGGGCAUAAGAUCAGAAAUCCAAAUGCUGCAGUCACCACAGCCUGCAAACAGUUUCGCACCCCCCACAGGUUCAUCCUGUCCGGCUCACCCAUGCAAAACAAUUUGAAGGAGCUCUGGUCUCUGUUUGACUUUGUCUUUCCUGGGAAACUGGGCACUUUACCCGUUUUCAUGGAGCAGUUCUCUGUUCCCAUCACCAUGGGAGGAUACAGCAAUGCUUCACCUGUCCAGGUCCAGACGGCGUUCAAGUGUGCAUGCGUGCUGAGAGACACCAUCAAUCCUUACCUCCUUCGAAGAAUGAAGGCAGACAUCAAGGACAACCUUUCCUUACCUGACAAAAAUGAGCAGGUUCUAUUUUGCAGGUUAACGCAAGAGCAGCGGCAGGUUUAUCAGAGCUUCUUAGACUCCAAAGAAGUCUACCAGAUACUCAACGGGGACAUGCAGGUUUUCUCCGGCUUAAUAGCAAUGCGUAAGAUGUGCAACCACCCGGAUCUUUUCUCUGGCGGCCCCCGACUGCUGAGGGGGAUCCGCGAGGAGGAACUGACCGAAGAGGAGCACUUUGGCUACUGGAAACGCUCGGGCAAGCUGAUCGUGGUGGAGUCUCUUCUCCGCCUGUGGUUGAAACAGGGCCACAGAGUCCUGCUCUUCACGCAGUCUCGACAGAUGUUGGACAUCUUGGAGGUUUUUGUCAGGCAGAACCACUACACGUACCUGAAAAUGGACGGCACUACCACCAUAGCUUCCCGACAGCCCCUUAUCGCCCGCUACAACGAGGACAAAUCUAUAUUUGUCUUCUUGUUGACGACUAAAGUGGGAGGUCUUGGAGUCAAUUUGACUGGAGCCAACAGGGUCAUCAUCUAUGACCCAGACUGGAACCCCAGCACUGACAUUCAGGCAAAGGAGCGGGCAUGGAGGAUUGGUCAAAAGCAGCAAGUAACCAUCUACAGGCUCCUCACUGCAGGGACCAUUGAGGAGAAAAUUUACCACAGGCAAAUUUUUAAACAGUUUCUGACCAACCGUGUCCUGAAGGACCCCAAACAACGCCGCUUCUUUAAGUCCAAUGAUAUCUAUGAACUCUUCACUCUCGCUGACCCUGAUGAAAAGCAGGGUACAGAGACCAGUGCUAUAUUUGCAGGUACAGGGUCUGAUGUCAAGGCACCUAAAAAACCUGACAGAAGGCACUAUAGUAAACACUCCAAAUCCGACCAGAAUGAAACGUAUGCAAACAACAGACAUUCUUUAUUAAACAUUUCUGCAUCUACUUGCAGAAACUUAUCUCAGGGUCAAUCAAAUAGUACCACGGAUUCCCCAAACCAACAAAAUGGCAUGGAUACAGAUUCGCAUUUAUCAUCCUCCAGACAAAAAAACGACAUGGGCCUGAAGUGCAGGCAGAAGAGGAAGCACUGUGAGCUCAAUGAUGAAGAAAGGCACAAAAGUAAGAAGCGUAAACGUGAAAAGGACGCUCGCUUCGAGGGCCAGCGCAUUUCUCAUUUGGUAAAGAAAAGAGACUAUAGGAAGGUAGAUGCUGAAGAGCAUGCUGAAGAGCAUGCUGAAGACCAGAGGAAAUCUGACGAUUACGUUUUGUCGAAGCUCUUCAAAAAGUCUGGAAUCCACAGCGUGAUGCAGCACGACUCCAUCAUCGAGUCCUCAAAUCCAGACUAUGUUCUGGUUGAGGCAGAAGCCAACAAGGUGGCCAAAGAUGCCCUGAAGGCACUCAAAGUGUCCCGUCAGCAGUGCAGGCUGGUCCUUAGUCGAGGCCCGCCACCGCUCGCACGGAAACGCUUUGGACAAAAGAAGAAUUCUCUUCUGGUCGGACCAUCUGUGCAGACGCUCCCCAAUUCCAACAAGUGCAAGGAUGCUGCUAUCGUAACAAAAUCAAAGAAGCCUGAUUCAGGGGCUCAUUUCAGCGGGGAAGUAGCUGAAAGUGACUCUAGGCCAGCCCCUCUAUCCUCAUCCACCCUGCUGGCCCAGAUGAGAAAGCGCAACCACCUCAGCCAGCCCUCCGUGAGAGAGGAGGAAGAAGACGGAGAACAGGACGGGGCCGAGAGCUCACAUGCCGCUCUGAGUACCGAGCACGACGAGCUGCUGGCGGACCUGCGCAACUUUGUGGCCUUCCAGGCACGAGUGGACGGACAGGCCAGCACGCAGGAAGUGCUGGAGUACUUCAAACCCAGACUGAGCGUGAAGCAGGCGCCCGUCUUCAGAGAACUGCUCAGGAGCAUUUGUGACUUUCAAAGGAGGUCUGGACAGGAGGGCCUCUGGAGGCUCAAGGAGAACUUCCGCUGAGAGCAGAGACAACCGCUACCACCUCAACUAUUUCCGUACAGUGGAUCAUAAUCCAUUCUGUGAUGUAAAAUUUAUGAGAUGUUCAUACUGUAUUUUGAGGUUCCGCUCCACUAUUUAUACUGUUUUGUUUUGUUCUUGCCAACUGUAAUGAAAACUAAUAUUGCGACAGUCUCUUUUACCAAUGACUCUUUUAUACGAAUGAAACUUGAAUACAACGAACAAGUGGACAACAUGAUCUCAGUCAGUUUGUCUUCAACUCCGGCACAAAUUGUGCAAUCAACUGCAGUGCCUGAUCAAGCACUUCUGCCAAUUGGUUCCUUUAUUGUAUUUGUCCGUUAAGUUUAUUCUAUUUGAAUUUAUGUAAGUGUUUUUCACACUGUUUACUCACAUAUGUGCUACAGUCAUUACCUCAGAUUUUGAUCAUAUUUGUGAAGGAAUAUGGUCUUUUAUAAUCCAACUGGUUAAAUGUCAUGAUUUUGUAAAAAAAAAAAAAUAAUAAUAAAAAUAAAAUUGGGAUUUGAUCUGUGCAGGAAUGGGAUGUGCAAUACAUAAACCUUUUCAACAUGCCGGGUUAUUUGGCUUAUAUGUGUUUGUUUUGCCUUACGGUUGAACUCCAUCUGUGAUGCUACCUGACUCCCGAAUGGUUUCACAGAAAUAUAUAUAGUCUUAAGUGUGAAAUCAAAAAUAA
Messenger RNA from Phycodurus eques (leafy seadragon), 5076 nucleotides. RefSeq names its product excision repair cross-complementation group 6 (gene ercc6). Bases 219 to 4388 code for a protein of 1389 amino acids. Gene Ontology annotation, molecular function: ATP-dependent chromatin remodeler activity; ATP binding. Lineage: Eukaryota; Metazoa; Chordata; Actinopteri; Syngnathiformes; Syngnathidae. Gene Ontology annotation, cellular component: nucleus. The transcript is spliced from 22 exons. The record is from RefSeq and is a predicted model, not a curated record. Gene Ontology annotation, biological process: transcription-coupled nucleotide-excision repair.